This is a messenger RNA of Tachysurus vachellii, 1272 nucleotides long. It is a transcript of the gene trappc6bl, whose product is annotated as trafficking protein particle complex subunit 6B, like. The transcript is spliced from 7 exons. Gene Ontology annotation, cellular component: cis-Golgi network; TRAPP complex; trans-Golgi network. The record is from RefSeq and is a predicted model, not a curated record. Gene Ontology annotation, biological process: regulation of GTPase activity; endoplasmic reticulum to Golgi vesicle-mediated transport. The coding region runs from base 69 to 560 and encodes 163 amino acids. NCBI's taxonomy places the organism in Eukaryota, Metazoa, Chordata, Actinopteri, Siluriformes, Bagridae.
CUGUUAAAAACCGGAGAAGAAGCAGCAGGAGCGGAAGCGGAAGCGGCCGAAUCUAAGCCGAAGCUGACAUGAUGACGGCCGACGACGUUCUGUUCGAGUUCCUUCACAUGGAGAUGGUGUCUCAUCUUCACACAGAGCAGGCGACUCGAGACGAUGUAGAAAAGGAGAGAGUCACGUGUGUGUCUGUACUGGAGGGAAUGGGCUUCAGAGUGGGUCAAGGCCUAAUCGAGAGGUUAACGAAAGAUUGUCCCACCUUUAAAGAUGACCUGGACGUUAUGAAGUUCCUCUGUAAAGAUUUCUGGACUGGAAUCUUCAGGAAACAAAUUGACAACCUGAGGACCAACCAUCAGGGAACGUAUGUCCUCCAGGACAACAAGUUUGCUCUGCUGACUCAGGUUUCUUGUGGAAAACAGCAGCUAGAGGAAUCGUCUAAAUAUUUGGCUUACACGUGUGGUUUAAUUAGAGGAGCCUUGUCUAACCUGGGCUUGGAGGGUGUGGUGACUGCUGAGGUUUCAUUAAUGCCAUCAUGCAAAUUUCAGGUUGUGAUCCAGAAACCCUGAUCCUCUGUCCGGUUGCUCUGAAUGUAAUGAUGAGAUGUUUACAACUAAGAAGAUGUUUACAGCAGAUCCCAGCAGAUGCUGUGAGAGGUUCAGGGAGAACAGAACCAAGAGAUACAGAACUGUAGAAUAAUGAAAAUGACUCUCAGGCCUCAGGAGGAGCAGGAAGCUGCUCACAUCUCAUCCCUUCUGCUGUGUUCAUCUCAGUCCAGAAGCCCAGAGACAGUUUACUAAAACGUACAAUAAACAAAUGAUGACAAACUAUUUAUUAAACCAAUAGAGUCUCAGAUAGCAUUAAAAAUGUGUUCCAUCAUUUAUUCCUUCUUGUUUGUGUGUGAUGUGAGAUUUCUGACCCUUCAGUUGUAGAGCGGUGCUGAGUUUAAAAGUCGAUUCUUGGUUUCUAACCACAGGAGAAAUGAUUUCAGCUCCGUUUACUGCCACAGUGUACAGAUGUUCUGUACUCCGGAGCUCGAGUAACACAAACCCACAGUUUCUUUUUAUUUCACUUUCAGACGGUUCACUCUUUACUGUAAGUGUGCAGUGUGUAGAUUAUUGUGUCAGUGUGUAAAUGUGUGUUUAGAUCUAGUUGUGUUCUGGACUUUAUCUGUCUCCUCUGCAUCUAUUCCACAGAAAGUGACUUUUUAUUUCGUAUUGAGGGUUUAAAAAAAAGCUGCUUUGGUUUUUUUUUUUAAAUAAAUGUUGUCUUUAAUUCCUA